AUGAAGUGUCUUGUGAAUAACAUUAUGCAGAUCCAAAUACCACAAUUGUGGCAAUUCAUAAAAAAUUGCAUCAGACAAGUAACAUCCCAUACCAACAUGGGGUUGUUAAGAUUUAGGAAUUUAAUUACGUUUACACUUCUGGCAGUGAUUCUAUUGCCAAAAAUUCGAGCUGAUGUUUUAUGA
Messenger RNA from Clunio marinus, 183 nucleotides. The record is from the annotation of a GenBank genome assembly. NCBI's taxonomy places the organism in Eukaryota, Metazoa, Arthropoda, Insecta, Diptera, Chironomidae.